This is a messenger RNA of Epinephelus lanceolatus (giant grouper), 1103 nucleotides long. Lineage: Eukaryota; Metazoa; Chordata; Actinopteri; Perciformes; Serranidae. The record is from RefSeq and is a predicted model, not a curated record.
AGAUAACAAUAAAAGUUUUCUUCUGCAAUAUAUGUUUUCUGUUGGCGGUAAUUCUGUGAGUAGGGAUCGCUUUUUUUAUUUAAAAAUCUCACUGGGCAACCAAAGACAAAAAAAGUCCCCCGACUCCGAGCCCGACCGUGAUGUGUGUCUCCGUCUGUCUGUCAGACCCAGUGAGCUGCAGCCUGGUCCAGUCAGUGAUGUCCAUGGCCUCGUCCCACUCGCAGCACUCCCACAUCAGCACUGACACCAUGUCCUCCAUGUCAGGGUCCUACCUGGCCGGGGCCGAGGGCGAGCCCGGGGGGGACGAGGGGGAAGAUGCUGAGGGCGAGGAGAACCAGGACGCCCCCAUGGAGAGCCGAGGACCGUCGCAGCAGUACGGGGAGUUUUCCCAGGAGCCAAAGGAACAAAACUACUCAGUGGCUGUAGAGGAGCAGGAUUCAGAGGGAAACGAUGUCACUGAAGAGGACUGCUCCUCGCCGUCCAACGGGAAAGACUGAAACAAUCUACCUGUGUACCUGUGAGUUACCGAAUGACCUUUCAGUUCUUUAGGAGACAAGCGGACCUGUGCUGCCUGACAGACUGUGAAUGUGCACACGCGCUGUAGGAUGUGUGUUUGCAUCUUGUGCACCAGCAGCGCUGCCAGACAGCUUCUGUAUGUGCCCUGUCUGUGUCUCUGUGCUGAGCUGCCAAUCAUCCAGUCAUCCUCUUCCUCAUUAGCACACACACGCUGCACACACACACACACACACACACACACUCAGGCUUGCUGCAGGCAUGAGGCACUUGAUGAAACCUGUCAGUAUCUGUUAUCUGGCCACGCUGGAAAAGGCAGGAAGAUGCUCAUCCAGACAGUUUAUACUAAUAUUUCUGUCUCAUUUGUCUGCUCGCCUGAUUAAUGAGAACAUAGACACUAAAAUCAGAAGAUCAUUCACUCCAGUGUGUCGUGCUAAAAUAUCAGCAAACACUGUUGAGUGACGAGUUAAGACAUGAAUAACAUGUAUACAGAGCGGUGGCUUCAAAACAAAAUGGCAGGUAGUUUUAAAGAUACAAGUCUGCUUAUAAAAUUCAAGGAAAACACAAAAUAUAACAUAUAAACUUUUAUU